AUUAAGAGUAAAUAGGGUCAGGGCAAGGCCUUUGCUGAUCCAAGAGCUACGAAACGCAUAAGAAACACAAAACGGCUUCGACGAAACAAAUCAUUUUCUUCGCAGCGGCUAACUGUUGAACGUUAUGCAUUUCUAACUGCGAUGUGCUUCUGAAGGCCAUCGUCUCUACCACAGGAAGCUGACAAUACUGUGCCCGCCGCAAACCACACGUCCUGCAUCCUUCUGAACACUUUGUUCACAUCGAUAUUUAGAGGCGUGGGAAGGUGCACGGAGAACGAGUGCACGAUAAUGGAAGAUAAGAGUUUUGAAGAAGAGUUCACUUGCCAAAAAGCAUAAAUUACUGAAGAUGAUUUGAGAGAGGAAGUUCUGGUUUCCUAUCAGGAUGAGCACCAACAGCUCCAGCCUGGUUCACGAAGCACUGGCUCUUCCUCUGGUGCUGGUCAUCUUCCUCACGAUGAUUGGCAACCUGCUGGUCAUCUUGGCUAUCGUCCGCACCCCUCUGCUGCACAACACCACCAACGUCUUCAUCCUCUCCCUGGCCUUCGCUGAUCUCAUCAUGGGUUGCAUCGUCCAGCCUUUAAGCGCUAACAUGGUGAUGAGGGGGAAAUGGCUUUUAGGUGAUACCUUUUGCGACUUGUGGACGUCUGUGGAUGUGCUUUGUGUCACGGCCAGCAUCGAGACAUUGUGCGUCAUCGCCGUCGAGCGCUAUGUUGCGAUCACAAGACCUUUUGAGCAUAAGGUCCUGUUUAAAAAGCGCAGGGCUGGCUACGUCGUCUGCAUGGUGUGGAUGGUGGCGUCCCUGGUUUCCUUCGUGCCGAUCAUGAACCAUUAUUCUCGUGCAAAUGAUGAUGAGGCAAAAAGCUGUUACAAUAAUACAGAUUGCUGUGAUUUCUACACAAACAACACCUACACCAUCUUCUCCUCGGUGGUGUCCUUCUACAUACCCCUCGUUAUUAUGGUGUUUGUGUACGGGAAGGUGUUCGUCAUUGCUAGCAGACAGCUGAAACUCAUCGAUAAAGACCGACUCCGCUUUCUGAGCAAAAGCGAAGACUCUCAUGAAAAUCCAGGUGAAACGGUAAGGAACUUGAGCCGGAGAUCAACGAGGCAUGUCGUGAAAGAACACAAGGCGCUCAAAACGCUGGGGAUUAUUAUGGGUACCUUCAUUCUCUGUUGGCUGCCCUUCUUUUUCUUAAAUAUCUCAAAGGUUUUUGCUCCUUCAGUGGCAUCACAAAAUGUGCUCCUCCUGUUGAACUGGCUCGGCUACACAAACUCAGGCCUGAACCCAAUCAUCUACUGCCACAGUCCAGAGUACCGUACCGCCUUCCUCAAUCUUCUAGGGUACAAAAAACUCAUACGGCUGAAUAGCGACACAGUGCGCAAACAUUUAUGGACCCUCAGCUCAUACACCAAAAGCAACAUUUCUGUUAAAGUUGAUUGCUUAGCUCAUGAAGAUCCGUCUGUGAAGGGUGGGAACGUUUGCUCUGACACGUGUACAGUUUUCAAAGAAGAAGAGAUGGAAAAUCAGCCUCACGGUGACUCAAAUGGAUCGGAUGUAGCAGAGAUAUUAAAGGUAAGUGUGUCUUUAAUGUAAAUGAACCCUCAAACCAGGUUGGUGAGAUUUAUUAUUCAAGUGAUUGGAUUUUACCGUAAGGAUGAACACUGAAACCACCAAGAUGUACUAGCAACAUGUUAGAAACCAUAAAGCUAUGCUUUGAUAACAUUCACAACACCUAGAAUAAUGGCACUGAGCACUUAAAUUCCUUCACAUUUACUUAUUUAGCAAUUUCCCCUAUUUCUUACAAAUUAAAACAUUUAUAUAUUUUAAAGCUCCUUUAUACUGCCAGAGAACACAGCAGGAUAUUCAAGCUUCAAUAAAAACGCUUUCACUGUACUAAAGCCAAAGGCAAUGAUUAAUACAAUUAUUUGGAAUAUAUUAUGAAAAAUGUACAAUAAUUUCCACGCUAUUCAUUGCUGAGGAAGUACACGGACUACAGUUUGAAAACCUGUAAAAACGUUUUCAUUUUUUUUUUCAUUCUUUUCUUCAGCUUUACAGCAGAACUGAUCUUUGAAAAACAUUAUUUUUGUGUUCAUCCACGUAAAGCUCCUUAGAAACAAUCUGAAUUGCAUAAGCGCUAUAUAAAUAGAUUACUUGUCAGAUGCUUUUAUGCUAAGCAAGUAACACUGAAAGCAAUUUAUCAAAAUAGCCAAUAAUAUAUGUACAAAAAUACCAAGUUUUAAGCUAGAACAAAAAUGAAAUGCCAGAAAAAAAAUUGUCUACUAGACAGGGCUUAAGCGCUUGCAUUUUCUUUAGAUCACCUAGACCAAUCGGAAUAUCGUUUAAUGAGAACUCAGAUGAUACUAAAGACAAAAAGCUCUAACAAUCAGGAUCUUUGAGAAAGCCACAUGUGAGAAACUCCCAUGCCUACUAUUUCCAUGUAGCUGGUGAAUGCGGUUUGUCAGCUUAUCGUGCUCGUGUUCAGACUGAAGCAUUUCAGUGUCUCGCUAAACUUCCUGUUUAAUAAAGGCCAUUGACUCUGCACAGGAAUCGAUACCUCUGCCUCAAACAAAAAAAGAUUAGUGUGACUGAAAUUAAAAAUCUACAUUUGAAUUCAAAUUAAAAAUUAUGUGGUCACGUUCAGUCAAAUGACAUGUUUAAUAAUAAUAAUAUUAAAAGAAUAAAGAUAUAUUUAAAAAUGUGCUGAUGAUUCCAAACUUUAUAAUGAAAGUGAAUAGGUGUGAUUUUGAAGUCCAAUAAUAAAAUGCAUCCAUCCAUCAUAGUGCUUAGAACUGAUGUGUUUGUGUAUGAAAAAAAUCAUAUAUAUAUAUAUAUAUAUAUAUUUUAGAAAUAUCCACGUGCCAUUAUCCUACAUCUGCAGUACUAAACAGGAAUGAUGAUUACACAAAAUAGGACAUAAAUCUACCUCAGAGGAGCAUCCUUGCCACUUAACCACAAGCAGUACUGAAUUACGCCUUCAUUUCCAUGACGUGCCCCCAUUUUGCAUUUUAUUUCUAUCUUAAUAGACAUGAGAGCUACUGAGCGAGACCGAACCUCUUUUCUGUUACCCUUAUCCUUUUAAACUGCUUUAGGAUGAUAUCAGACCCUCAAAACUGAUUAGCAUCGACAACCAAUCAAUUCAACGUAUUCUUGAGAGUCGGCAGAGAUGUCCUGAAGUGUAUUUUGUGAGCAUGUACGCGUGAAUACUUAGGUGGGAAGCCCAGGGGUUUUAUUAGUCAUUACUUCAUCAGUGUGGACAGAGAUAAGUGAUAAGCGCGCCAUGAAGUGUUAUGAUUGAGGCCUUGAGUUCACGCUGAUCACGUGCUAUAUCUGAUUACUAUAUACGCUUAACCACGUUCAUCUAAGCAUUUGAUCCGCGUUUUUUUUUUAAUGAGCCAAGAAUCAGCCAUUUGUGAAUCGUUUAGAGCUGAUGUUAUAGAGGUGACAAAAAAAAUCAACAGUGAAUAAUUUAAAAUAAUUUAAUAAUAUAAGCCUGUUUUCAGCACAGAUAAGAAAUGUUAUCUAUUAUAUGUUAUGUAAAAGCAGCAAAUCUGCAUAUUAAAAUAAUUUCUGAAGGAUCAUGCGACACUAAAGGCUUAAGUCAUGACGCUGAAAAUUCAGCUUUGCCAUCACCGGAAUAAAUCACACAUAUUUCGUAUUUAAAAAGAAAACGGUCAUUUUAAAUUGUAAAAAAUACAGUAUUUUUGUCAAUAAAUGCAGCCUCGGUGAGAACAUUUUUAGAUAUUUUAGAUAUCAUUCAUGUCUCUUUAAACCUCUGACCCUGGGAAUGGCUUUCGUAAGCACUACUAAUUAAAGUAAGUGAAAAACUAAGUGAGCAGUACAGUACACACAGAGCAGAAUGUGGCAUAUUACUUCUGGUCUGGAUCAGUAUGGUUCAGUUUGUGGUUGUUUUAAUCAAGAACAUAGCAUCUUAUGCCACAGGGGAUUGGACGAUGUAGCGUACGUGAAUCUCGUGUACUUCUGAUGAUUGAAAGGAACACUUUGAGACGCUGCAGACGCAAAAACAUCUGAGAAACAUUUCAGCAUAAUCCCCCUGAUGUCACGUGCGAUGAUAGAAAAUACAUACUGUGCGUAAACAACGCACUGAUACACGUACCAGAGCACACAGAAACACAAGCACUGGCUGUCUGUUCUUUCCAGCUCAAAUGUCUAAUGAUUUCAUAAUUAUUUUUUUCUCCCACAGGGCCACUGAAGAUGGGAAACAGAUCGUAUGCUUUUCAAAAGAAUUAACUGUACUCGAACGUCAUGCUUUUCAGCUGGACCUUUCCUGGGCACAGGACAAACAGCCAAGCUUCUACUAAAUUAUAUUGAGAACAAACCGUGACGUAAAAAUGAUCAUGCAGUGACGGCUUUUUGAACGUUACACGAACCCGAAAUUAGAAACUAAACUGGCAUCUCUUUACAUCACACGCUUUAUUUCUGCUUUUUCUGCUUCAAUCACUACCUAGAGCUAAAUUGGAAUGCUUAACGGAUACGUUCAGUGUCCGAAAUGUGAGUAAAAACUCCCUUUGGUGAUCGAAUAAAUAAGGAAGCCUCUUGCCUGUUGGCCGGAAACAUUAUUAGGAACAUACUCGUGCACAGCAGAGGCGUUUGUGCUGCUGCUGAAAAAAGGCAUGACAUUAGAACUGCGAGAAAAAUUGAAAUUAAAAAGUCGCGACUAUCUUUCUUAUCCCGGGGUGGAAACGAGCUUAAACUGAAAAAGAAAACUCAAUUCAAACCGUCUACCUUAACUACACACAUCCAACUUUGUAAUGAACCUCUAGAAUAUCUGGCCAACAACAGACAAAAUAUAAUCCACCCCAGUUGCAGUUUCGUGACUGGAAAUAUUUAUGGCCAUUAUCAGGUGCGUUAACGCAUUAAUUUUGGACUCCAUUUUUUUCAUAUUUCAGAUUUGUGUCACACAUCUGUUAGAUUUCAACACUUCAACAUCAAGCACGCAGCCCAGACUAGCUUAUAUGGCUUAUAAAUAUGCGACUCGACAGCCAAACAAUUCAUGACACUGAACGGUUGCAUGUCUGAGCGUUUGGUUUGGGACACUGGUGUUUUGAUAAAAUGUUAAUGCAUCGAGGCAUCAUGCGCUUCGAGCCGAGGACGAUCUUCUGAUCAAAGCACUGCGAGUUGCCUUUACUUGCUUCUUUGAUCCUGACCGCGUGUAACUUUUAUUCCAGUGAAAAAAACCUUGUCCAGAAAAUUGAAACAGAAUGAAUAAAUGCAUGCACUUUUUUUAAUAUAUUUACAAAUAUUCAGGUACUACACGCUCCAGAGUAGUCUUUUUGAUGUAUUUUUAUACUUUAAGAAUUCCUAUCAAUGCCUUCACUGGGGAACCGAGUCAUUUUAAUUGGUUUGAUCUCUGUCGUCAUGUCAUGUGUUAGUUUGAUGAAGCUCAACUAUAUGACUAUUCAAAUGGUGGAAGCGCUGUUAUUAACUGCAAUCUCAUAAAGGUCAGAAUAUUGUGUGAAACUGCUGCGUGAGUCUUUCGAGAGUGUUGUUCGGAUGCAUCAGUCGGAAAUGAGAUGCAAAAAACCUGCCAAUUUGGAGACAAAUACAAGCUUGAUUCUUACGCUGUCAAUCAAUAUGAGGAACUGAUAAAAAAUAAAUAAAAUAAAUCUUGCGAAUUGAUUUUUACUUUCCACAGGAGGUUCAUGCAAAUGAGGCUAUUAUGCUACUGUUGGUUACAAUGAACAAAGCAUCUGCUGAAGGAACACAGGAUUUGCUGUUUGUUACAUCUGAAAUGGCAUAGUUCAAUUUUACUCAUACUAUUUAUAAUUUCAUGCAUAACGUUAUAAAAGAUAAAUGCUAUUUCAAAAUUAUAUUUUAUAUAUAAUAUAAAUUGAAGUAAAGAGAGAGAGAGAGAGAGAUGAUUUCUGAAGGAUCACAAUGUUGCCACUGGAUGAAUACAUUACUUACUAAAAAAAUAGUAAACAGUAGUUUUAAAUUGUAAUAUUUGACAAUUACAAUCACAAUUUGUACUUACUGUGUGCAGAUUUGGUGAACUUAAUAGGCUUUUUGAAAAUAUAAAAAUGUGAUAUGCGUUAUGUUUCAAGUGGUGUAUUACCUUACUAUUUAUACUAUAUUUAUACUAUGUGCGUUAUGCACAUUUUUGUGUGCAAAAUAUGCAGCACUGAGCAAAAUACACAAUAUGCUUGCUAUGACUUUCAUGUGUGAUGAAUGAACUGUAAGUAAAAUCUCUAUGACUUUCAA
Molecule: messenger RNA, 6217 nt
Organism: Puntigrus tetrazona (Sumatra barb)
Lineage: Eukaryota; Metazoa; Chordata; Actinopteri; Cypriniformes; Cyprinidae
Gene: adrb3b
Product: adrenoceptor beta 3b
Exons: 2
Coding region: 383-1591 (402 amino acids)
Biological process (GO): norepinephrine-epinephrine-mediated vasodilation involved in regulation of systemic arterial blood pressure; adenylate cyclase-activating adrenergic receptor signaling pathway
Cellular component (GO): membrane
Molecular function (GO): beta3-adrenergic receptor activity; epinephrine binding; norepinephrine binding
Source: RefSeq, a predicted model, not a curated record